Molecule: messenger RNA, 2094 nt
Organism: Daldinia vernicosa
Lineage: Eukaryota; Fungi; Ascomycota; Sordariomycetes; Xylariales; Hypoxylaceae
Product: FAD/NAD(P)-binding domain-containing protein
Exons: 3
Coding region: 211-1761 (516 amino acids)
Molecular function (GO): N,N-dimethylaniline monooxygenase activity; NADP binding; flavin adenine dinucleotide binding
Source: RefSeq, a predicted model, not a curated record
GCCAAAGGUUAAUAAAUAAAAUUUCAUAUUUUAAAAAUAAAGCAUAAAAUAAAUAUCGAAAUACUACAUCGACGAUUACGACGAGUUUGGAGAUUAAACGGCCUAUACGCUACUCCUGGGUACUCUUCUAACUGCGACCUUAGUUCUGGCCAUCGGUGGCUACUUCUGUCACCUUCGCACCCUGCCGGAUUAACCGCGACUACAAGCACAAUGGACAAGUCCGGGAAUGCCAUACAGCCCAGCGACAUGAUCGCCAUCAUUGGUUGUGGGCUGGGAGGCAUUGCCAUGGCCGUCCAGCUGAAGAGGCUUCUACGACAUGACAACUUCCGUAUAUAUGAGAAAGGCGACGACAUCGGUGGUACAUGGGCUCGAAAUCGAUAUCCAAACCUGAGUUGCGACGUGCCUUCCGAGUUCUAUUCAUUCUCAUUCUUCCAGAACCCUGAGUGGUCAGAGAAGUUUGCUUCACAGCAAGAGAUUCUCGAUUACAUCCACAACUGCGCACAUCACUUCCAACUCGCUUCGCAUAUUAGUCUGCAGCACGAAUGCAGAUCUAUCUCCUGGUCCGAAAGUCAACAGCUGUGGAUAAUCUCUCUUCGCGAUAAACAUCACAACAAGACUUUUGAGGUGCAGUCUCGAUAUGUUGUCACGGCCACCGGCGUCCUAAACAUACCAAAUCGAUUGGAUGGACUAAGCGCGCUUGAAUCUUUUGGCGGCCAGUGUUUCCAUACCGGCGAAUGGCGCGAGAUUAACUUCGAUGAAAAACGAGUUAUGGUAAUUGGCAACGGAUGUUCUGCCAAUCAAAUUAUUCCCUGGAUCCUCAAUAAUCAGCGACCACGGUCAUUAGUCCAACUCGCCAGAAGCGAACAGUGGGUGGCACCAAAGGGGAAUUUCAAGAUUUCUGCGUUCACAAAAUGGUGCUGCAAAUACAUCCCUUUUUUCAUGAAGAUCAGGCGUCUCUGGACAGCAUACCAGCUGGACCAUAACUUUGUGAUGUAUCGUAACACUACUGCAGGUGCAAAGGCACGUACACUGGCGGCUGAAGGCAUCAAGUCGUAUAUGACCUCCGUUGCGAACCCCGCCUAUCGCGACAUAUUGCUGCCACGCUAUGAAUUAGGUGCCAAGCGAGCUGUUAUGGAUCACGGGUACCUGGAAGCCACGAAUCGACCGAAUUUCAAGCUUGUCAAAUGUAAUGGCAUAGUUGCCGUUCAAGGACCUAACAACAGGACUAUUAUUGACGAGGCUGGUAACUACCACACGGUCGAUGUUGUGGUUGUUGCGAAUGGGUUCAAGACUCAGGAUUUACUGACACCAAUGGAGGUUCGUGGGAUCGAUGAUCAGGAUCUUCGAGACAUUUGGCGCCAGCGAGGAGGUUCAGAGGCUUACAUGGGAGUGUCCGUUAGUGGAUUCCCUAACUUCUUCAUGCUCGCCGGCCCUAAUACGCUUCCUUCCGGCAACUCCACACUGCACGGAAUAGAGUGUUCUGUUAUAUACAUCUUGCGUGUCCUGCGCGGCACAUGGGGAUACGGCAGACGGACUGAUGAUGUAUCCAUCAUGGUCAAAGCUGAAGCUGAAGCCCGCUUCAAUGAGAGAAUUCAGAACGAUAUCUCAGGACUUGUUUACUCGAAGGAUGUCAGUACUUGGUACAUUAAGAAGGAAACUGGGAAGAACACUCUAAUAUGGCCUGGAACACAAUUCUCUUUCUGGUGGAGUCGUUGCAUCUCGGCUAUUAAGUGGUCAGACUGGACGGUCGAGCGCCGGUGAGAUCUGUUCGUAGUAUCUUAUUAUAGCAGAGAAGUCAUAACUUAAGCCGCAAACCUCAUGCUAAGGCUCCAGUCCUUCCUAAUGUUUCUCGCAGUGACAUGAACAAUGGUUGGUGACCUUUCUUCUAAUAUCUUGUCGCAGCCGUAGUCGGCAGGAGAUUCGGAAUAGAGUUCUGAGUUACUAUACUCGGCUGAGCUAAUCGACUGUUAAAGAACCAAUACAACUAAUUAGAUCGCCAGCCUUUGUUGCAACGGUAGUUCGUCCUAUCUUUUCCCUAACCGUUGAAGAGUUGACGUCGAGAUCGAGUCACUGGUGACUGAAGCUGAAGCUUCC